GGGCGGCAGGCGGCGCGGCUGCAUCGCCGCGGGGAGGGCCACGCGGGGGGCCUUCUGCAGCCGCGUCUCCGCCGCUCCCCUCGCCGUCCCUGGGGCGCUGUGCGGCUCCCGUCCGGGACCGAAGCCGCCGGCCGUCGCGGGCGGCCGGAUCCGCGUCCCGCCUCAGCGCCGGGAGGACAUGCGGGAGAGAGAAUGAGCCAGAGGGACACGCUGGUGCAUCUGUUUGCCGGGGGAUGUGGUGGUACAGUGGGAGCUAUUCUGACAUGUCCACUCGAAGUUGUAAAAACGCGGCUGCAGUCAUCUUCUGUGACACUUUAUAUCUCUGAAGUUCAGCUGAACACCAUGGCGGGAGCCAGUGUCAACCGAGUAGUGUCUCCUGGACCUCUCCAUUGCCUAAAGGUGAUCUUGGAAAAAGAAGGACCUCGUUCCUUGUUUAGAGGAUUAGGCCCUAAUAUAGUAGGGGUGGCCCCUUCCAGAGCAAUAUACUUUGCUGCUUAUUCAAACUGCAAGGAAAAGUUGAAUGGUGUAUUUGAUCCUGAUUCUACCCAGGUACACAUGAUUUCAGCUGCAAUGGCAGGUUUCACCGCAAUCACGGCGACCAACCCCAUUUGGCUUAUCAAGACUCGGUUACAGCUUGAUGCGAGGAACCGUGGGGAAAAGCGAAUGGGGGCUUUUGAAUGUGUUCGUAAAGUGUAUCAGACAGAUGGACUUAGAGGAUUUUAUAGGGGCAUGUCGGCUUCAUAUGCUGGCAUAUCAGAGACUGUUAUCCAUUUUGUUAUUUAUGAAAGUAUUAAGCAAAAACUACUGGAAUAUAAGACUCCUUCUACAAUGGAAAAUGAUGAAGAGUCUGUAAAAGAAGCUUCAGAUUUUGUGGGAAUGAUGCUAGCUGCUGCCACCUCAAAAACGUGUGCCACAACUAUAGCGUAUCCACAUGAAGUUGUAAGAACAAGACUACGUGAAGAGGGAACAAAAUACAGAUCUUUUUUUCAGACAGUAUCUUUGGUUGUUCAAGAAGAAGGUUAUGGGUCUCUUUACCGUGGUCUAACAACUCAUCUGGUGAGACAGAUUCCAAACACAGCCAUUAUGAUGGCCACCUAUGAAUUGGUGGUCUACCUCCUCAAUGGAUAGCAUCAUUGGGCUGCUGUACUAUAAAAAGAGAAGACCAAAAGAUGACAGUGGACCAUGGAGUAUCGAAGCCAGGAUGGUGGACAGAAGAAAAAUAGUUGGGAACGUGUAACUAUGCCUAGGUGGAAGUUUGGUUGUAGGAAUUAAUCAUAACCACAUUACUUGGUCUUUUCAGUAAUGUGAAAAAAAUCUCAGCUGCCUCCAAGAAAAAGCUUUCAGAAGCACUCCUUCCUCAAAAUUGCCAUUUUCUCUACCAUGUCCAUGGGACACAAGUUGCAUUUUGUUGAUUUAUGGCAGUCAGAGUAUAGUGUUUAUUUCAUGAGCGCUUUUCCAGUCUUCUAAACAAAGCUAUCCCUAAUUAUAUACUAUACUGUAACUAUCCAAAGAUAGUAUUGAAAGUCAUAAAUUUCUGACUUCUGGCUUCUAAUUCAUGUAAAAUUGUAAAAUAACAAAAUAAUAGUGAGAUCCUCAGUAUUCAUCUUUCCUUGAGAGGGUCUGGCACAAUAUUUUAAUUAUUUGGCAUUAGUAGUCAAUGUUUUUGACAACCAAUGAAAUAGUGUCUAAAUAUCGUGUAUAUAUCUGGCUUUAAAAUGUUUUGGUUUUCGCUGACAGAUGCUUGAUGUUUAGCAUAAUGUGGACACUCACGUUGUUAACAUAUCAAACUCAAAUUGUAAUUGUUUGGGACAAAAUAAACCAGUAAAAUAUUGAUUCUUGGUCGUUUCAGUAACUUGAGCAUGUCUUCAUGUCUUUUCUAACAUGAUACAUGAAUGCACUUGAUUUUUGGCAAUUUAUUAGUUAUGAACUUGAAUUAUCAUGUGUCAUACCCAGGUAUCAUUUUCUUAAAGUGGAAAAAAUUUACCACUUCUGAAUCUUUCUCUAUUUGCUUUCACAUUAAGAAUUUGAAUCUUUGAAUUAUUUCUGGAAGAUCUAUAUAGAUUGCAUUUGUUUUGUAGAGAAAAUGGUGAUUUUUAGCUUUACCAUUGCAAGUUUUGGGGUUUUUUUUUUUUUUAAGGCAACAUAAAUAUCUGGGGCAAUAUGAACUUUAUAGAAGAGGGCCCUCUGCAGUCUGAUUGAGCUGGUAGUGAUCUUAAUUGACUUCAAGUUUUGUAAAUGAACAAACCGCGUUUGACAAGAAAUUUAUUCUGUCCCAAUUUCUUGAAUGGUAACUCAUAGAAAGAGUCAAGUUAAUUCAGAUUAAGUGUGCUAACAGGAUAUAGCUUUUACAUUUUGCUAUUGAGUUCAGCUGCACCUUUUAAUUCUUUAAAUGUAUUCUGUAUGGCCUUAUAUUGUAAAGAUGUUUGCUGUAACUGUGGAGACUUUUGCUUGUGGGUGUUGCUGUACUAGUGUAUAAAACUUCUGCAGUUAAGCUCCAGCGUGGUACUCACUUCAGUAUACAUGAGCGUACGUUUUGUGCAAUGGCUCUAUCUUGAGAAUGACUCUUUGUGGAUGCACUGUGUGGCCUUUUUUGGGGGAUGAGAGUAGAGAGAACUCCGUGUUAAGAUGAUUUUUUUCAAACAUUGGUCAUGUAUUAGGCAGAAAUAGUGUUCAUAACAUUUUUCUGGGUUUUAGAUAUGUUGUUUUGGAGAUCUUUAAUAUAAAUGUUUUAAGUAUUCUACGUACACUGUAGUGCCCCUAACGUAGAAAAUUGUAGCAUGUCAUUGCAAGUUUUUUAUGGUGUCACCGAAAAAACAUAGCGCCCUCUUAAAUUCCUCCACCUGCUUCACUUCCUGAAAAUCAACAGUAGCUGGAUGUUUUUGAGGUGCUUCAGUUGGAAUUAAAAAUAUUCCAACCUAUAUGGAGACCAAAGGCAAAUUUAGUUUCAUUACCUUUGGAAUUAUUCAUACCUUUUAUGGUGAACUUCAGCUUUGAUAUUUAUUGUGAGGAACAUGCCAAAAAGACAAUAACAGGGGUUUCUAACUCAAAUCUGUAGAGCAAGUCUCAAUGUAGCGUGUUUGGCUUUUCAGGUGCCACUUAUACUGCCUAAUACAGUGCCAUUUGCCUUGUGAAGAUUCGUAAACGUUAGCUGUGUUGAAUGUAGGACAGAGACUCUCCCUAAUCUUAGUGAUCUCAGUACUCCACGAAUGACUAAAGAUGAUACGAAAACCAGCAGCUAAGGAACAUUUUAUUAUUUAGUUCUAGCAAAUUAUAACAAGUGUCCUUCAAGGAUGAAGAUGUAUUCUAUUCUUAUUUGUAUUUAGCAAGUAAAAUUUAACGUUGACCUUUAGUGCAUUACAUUCAGCUUUUAAAAGUGAGUAUUCUGUAUGUAGUAGAAGGAAAAGACCUUAGAGUCUUAGACUUUCUUUGUGCAACAACUGGAAAGGAGCGAUGAAGUUGAAGUUUUUUUUUUUUCCCAAAGCACAAUCUGCUGUAGUUUACUUUAUGUAUGACGAGAUAAUUUAAAAAAGAAAACUAUAUGUAAAAGUUGUAUAUAAAGUUUAUCUCUGAAACAUUUCUUUGGACAUUUUUUUGUAAUUGAUGCAAAUGUUUAAAAGGAAAACACAUACUGAAAGCAUUGGACUUUUUUUUAAACUGUGUUUUGUUUUUAUCUGUUUUCAUCAGAUAACUUUUUAUUUCUAGUGUAGAGGGAGUCAGCAUUCUUCAGAUUGGUAUGAACUUUUAUUAUAGAAUCUUCCCAGAAAAUUGCAUUGCACUUAUUCAGGUUAAAGCAGUAGAUACUGAAAGAGCAUACUCUCACAGAGCAGCAGAUAGAACUCUAGUACCUGUGGUUUAUAGAAACAGUUUCCUAAAUUUCAGAGUCUAAAUCUGAGAAUUACCAACCCUGUGAUUGUGGGAUACCAUAUAGCGCUUUUAAAUCCAGGAAAAAACUUAUCACCAAAGCUUUGUCUUAAUUUUCGUUAUGUAUGUAACUUAGUGGAACCACCCUUACUAGAUGGGGCCCACAAGUGACUGAAUUUGUAACUUUGAAACCAAGAUAGAAAUUAGAUUAUUUAACCCAGCCUUUGUCUCCUUAAGCCUAAUGCCCAUUGUGGAAUAGCAUUAUUGUAUUAGGACCAGCAGAGUUUGGGUGGUUAAAAAUAGAGUGUUUACUCUUUUACUAGAGUGUAAACAUGUCAGCAUUUUUAGAUUUGUUUUAAAUCAGAAGAAUUUUUAUUUGACCUUGAAGACUUUAAGUGCUAGAGAUCAGUCUAUCCUUAAUUCUCCCAGCAUCGUUCAUGCUUGUCUUUUGUUGUUUCCAUGCUCUUCUGCCCAGACUCUUAGUACUAUAGGGACCCCCUUUGGGCUGAUAAAUAUAGUAGUUCAACCUUUUUCUCCUCGGAUAUUGUUCAUGACUUUAACAUUCCUAAGAAUAUAGAUAUUUCUGAAUGAUUUAAAUUAGGGAGGAAUUUUAAUUAUAUAAAAGUGUUUAAUAUAAUGUACUAACUUUCUCUCCACUCAGAUCUCUUCUCCAUCAUGCCCUUAUAUUUCUCGUUAAUCUAUACACUGCUUUUUAUGCUUACUCUGUUUAGAAACUGAGAAUUCUAGUUUCGCUCAGUUUUUGUGUUAAAUGUUUUGAAUGUGUACCCCUGCAUAUGUGAACAAUUAAAUUAUGACCUCAGUCGUAGCUAAAUAAUCAACUUCAAAAAGUUGACAUCUUUUGACCAUUUGUAUGAGGUUUGCUAUUAUUGCCUUUCUGUACAUGGCUGUACAUUAUGUGCAUUUACUCUGUAUUUAUGUUAACUAGCUGAAUUUUAUUUGAAUUGUUAAAAUUCAAAAAAAUUAAAAUAUGCUUAUGAAAA
Diceros bicornis minor is the source of this 4862-nucleotide messenger RNA. RefSeq names its product solute carrier family 25 member 36 (gene SLC25A36). The coding region runs from base 193 to 1128 and encodes 311 amino acids. NCBI's taxonomy places the organism in Eukaryota, Metazoa, Chordata, Mammalia, Perissodactyla, Rhinocerotidae. Gene Ontology annotation, molecular function: pyrimidine nucleotide transmembrane transporter activity. The transcript has 7 exons. The record is from RefSeq and is a predicted model, not a curated record. Gene Ontology annotation, biological process: pyrimidine nucleotide import into mitochondrion. Gene Ontology annotation, cellular component: mitochondrion.